GCUCUGACCGGAUAGGGCUUGCCAAUGCAUGAGCCUAGGCCCAGGGCAAAGUUUUGAAUUGCAAGUUGCAACUUUGCAGGGUUUGUCUCUGGAGGUGUCUCAGGAGGGGAUGUGGCAUUUGCGAUGGCGUGUUUAGCUGGCUGCUGGAGGGCUGCUGCAGCUGCUCCUGUUGAGUCUCUGUGCCCCUCGACCUUGCUGUGCACCGGCAAGGCCACCAUGAGCAGCUGCAUCGCUGCCAUCACCCCCAUCAGCCCGGGGGUGCUCUCUGCCCGGGGCUCCGAUGGUAAUGGUGUGCUCGACCUGCCACACUCCCUGUGGCCUCCGAGGUUACUUGCCAGCUCUAGAAAGGGUUGCUCUAUGCAUGACUACCGGCCAAUGGCUGUUGCUGUGGGCGCCCCUACCACUAUCCCUAGUUCCGCAGCAGACAGCCUGGAGGCGGGGCCGCUGCCGUGGCACGCCCGCGCUCUAGAGGGCACCCUGGAGAGCAGCACAAGUACCAGCGGGCAUGCUGACACGUUUACAGAGGAGGAGUACCGCGGGCAUCUUUUUGAUGACGCAGAGGCGCAGAAGGAGCUGGACCUUGUGCGCACCCUGUCCCAGAUCAACUCUCUGGCGCAAGCAGCUAUGAAAAGUGCGGAAGCGUCCAAGAUUGUGGAGGCGGAGCGGGUGGCUCUGGAGGAGGAGGCCAAGACCUUUUCCCAGAAGGCGCGCUAUACCGACUUUCUCACCCCCGAGGACUACCUGCUGCUGGAGGAGGCCAGGAAGCAGGAAGCUGCAGGGCGGGGCGGGGCAGCGGGCCCCAGCGGGGAGCGGCGGGGCGGGGAGCGGGAGCGCCAGGCGGGCAAGCUGCGGCCGGCAGCCAAGCGGAAGGCGCCCAAAAAGAAGCCUCGCGAAAAGCAGGUGGAUGAUGAUAGUCUAGCAGGGGCAAGGAUCAAAACGGUGCAACAUUCGGAGGCACCAGAGCCUAGGGUUCGUAAAAAGGCUUCCAUCAAAGGGGCGAUGGGUGCAGUGGCGGAGCCGGAGAGUCGCACGGAGCAGCGGCGGCGGCGGCGAGCGGAGCGGGCGGCGAUGCGGGUGCGGUGGAAGGAGCGGGGCGGGGGGGCGGGGACACGCGAGGUGUUUGUGGAGGACAGCGUGGGGCAGAUGCUGGUGAACGCGGGGUCGGCGAAGCUGCUGACGCCCAAGGAGGAGCUGGAGUGCGCGACGUGCAUCAAGGAGAAGAUUGAGUGGGAGCGCGUGCGCGAGGUGCUGGCCGCGGAAGCGGGGCGGCCCGUGGGGCUGGACGAGCUGGCGGAGAGCCUGGGGAUGUCGCCCACGCUGCUGCGCGAGAAGUGGGCGCUGGGCGACCAGGCCAAGGACCUCAUGGUGCGCUCCAACCUGCGCCUGGUGGUCUCCGUCGCCAAGAAGUACGUCGGCCGCAACAUGGACUUCACGGACCUUGUGCAGGAGGGCAACCUGGGCCUGAUCAAGGGUGUAGAGAAGUACGACCACACCAAGGGGUUCCGCUUCUCCACAUACGCGCACUGGUGGAUCCGGCAGGCCAUCACGCGCGCUGUUGCAGAAAACUCGCGCACCAUCCGGUUACCGGUGCACAUGUACGAGGCGAUCACGAAGGUGUACCGCGCCAAGCGGCUGCUGGUUGACCAAUUGGGGCGGCCAGCCACUGCAGCCGAGAUUGCCGCGCUGUGCGGGCUGCCCGUGGAGAAGGUCACGCUGUGCCUGCAGGUCAACAAGCCCAUCAUGUCCACCGACAGGGAGGCCGGCAACGAGGACCAACCCGGCAGGAAACUCAUUGACUCGCUGGUGGUGGCGGACGAGGAGAGUGUGGAGGAUGUGAAGACGGCGCAGGCAGUCAACGUGGCGAUGAUGAACGUGCUGCACACGCUGAACCCCAAGGAGCGCGACAUCAUCGCCAUGCGCUACGGCCUGAACGGGGCCAAGGUCCGCUCCCUCGAGGAGAUUGGCAACAUCUUCCAGGUCACUCGCGAGCGCAUCCGGCAGGUGGAGGCGCAGGCGCUGCGCAAGCUGCGGCAGCCCGCGCGCAACUUGACGCUGCAGGACUUCGUGGACCAGCAGGGAUAGCCAGCUCGCAGAGGGACAUUCGGGCUGGAGGGGAAGGUCCGCCACCUGAGGCGCGCAGCUAGAAAGGAAGGGCCCAUUGCCCUCUCUUCCGGCAGGCUCGACUGAGGUCGUCAAACUUAGGGGCUUGCUCUUGCGCUCUGCGCCACUGAUUUGACCGAGCAAUGUUGCUCGCCGAGUUGGAGAACCACCGGGGUUUGUGCUUGCAUCCAUCAAAGAUAGCAGGUAUAGGUAUGCUAGAAAAACGCAAGUACAAGCGUCUGUAUAAUGCAACACGUAGGUGCAUCAGAUCAAGGUAUACGAUUCAUACUGUACCAAACGGUGGCUGCCGGAAGAAAGCGCCAAUGGGCGGCAGGUUGCUUGACCAUGGUCGACUUGAAAGGUCAUCAACUGUGCAGCUAUUCCAUUGCAUUGGAUACAAUCUGGUCAG
Molecule: messenger RNA, 2509 nt
Organism: Klebsormidium nitens
Lineage: Eukaryota; Viridiplantae; Streptophyta; Klebsormidiophyceae; Klebsormidiales; Klebsormidiaceae
Source: the annotation of a GenBank genome assembly